This is a messenger RNA of Chionomys nivalis (European snow vole), 2141 nucleotides long. Its product is annotated as histo-blood group ABO system transferase 2-like. Gene Ontology annotation, cellular component: membrane; vesicle; Golgi apparatus. The record is from RefSeq and is a predicted model, not a curated record. Bases 29 to 1081 code for a protein of 350 amino acids. NCBI's taxonomy places the organism in Eukaryota, Metazoa, Chordata, Mammalia, Rodentia, Cricetidae. Gene Ontology annotation, molecular function: glycoprotein-fucosylgalactoside alpha-N-acetylgalactosaminyltransferase activity. Gene Ontology annotation, biological process: carbohydrate metabolic process. The transcript has 6 exons.
AAGUGGGUCCCUCCCUGCGUCCCUCCUGAUGCUGUCGUGGUGGGCUGCGCGAGCUGGAGCAAGUGCGGGCAGAGCGUUGACGGAGCUGCGCUUGGGAAGACAAAGAUACUACUCUCUUCACCUCGGCAUCCUCCUCACAGUGCUCGUCUUGGUCUUCUUUGGCUAUGGGUUCCUGAGCCAAAGAAGUGAGGAGUUGGGAGACUCAGAGGCUGUGUCUAGGAUGGUCCAUGCCCAGCCAAAUGUUCUGACACCCAGUAGGAAAGAUGUUCUUGUCUUGACUCCGUGGCUGGCUCCCAUCAUCUGGGAGGGGACCUUCAACAUCGACAUCCUGAAUGAGCAGUUCAGGCUUCUGAACACCACCAUUGGACUGACCGUGUUUGCCAUCAAAAAGUAUGUGGUGUUCCUGAAACUGUUCCUGGAGACAGCAGAGCAGCACUUCAUGGUGGGACACAAGGUCAUCUACUAUGUCUUCACCGACCAUCCUGCCGAGGUGCCGCAGGUGCCCCUGGGGGCAGGACGGAAGCUGGUGGUGCUGACCGUGCGCAACUACUCCCGCUGGCAGGAUGUGUCCAUGCACAGGAUGGAGAUGAUCAGCCACUUCUCUGAGCAGCGCUUUCUGCAGGAGGUGGAUUACCUGGUGUGUGCAGAUGUGGACAUGAAGUUUCAAGACCACGUGGGUGUGGAGAUUCUCUCAGCACUCUUCGGUACCCUGCAUCCUGGCUUCUACAGAAGCAGCCGAGAAGCCUUUACCUACGAGCGCCGGCCGAAGUCCCAGGCCUACAUCCCCUGGGAUGAGGGUGACUUUUAUUACAUGGGGGCCUUCUUUGGGGGGUCAGUAGUGGAGGUGCACCAUCUCACCAAGGCCUGCCAUCAGGCUAUGGUGGAGGACAAGGCCAAUGGCAUCGAGGCCGUGUGGCAUGAUGAGAGUCAUCUGAAUAAGUACCUGCUGUACCACAAGCCUACGAAGGUGCUGUCCCCAGAGUACAUGUGGGACCAGCAGCUGCUGGGCUGGCCCUCCAUCAUGAAGAAGCUGAGAUAUGUGGCUGUGCCCAAGAACCAUCAGGAAAUCAGGAACAGAUAGCUGAAUUCCUAUUGGAGAGGCCAGCCUUAUAUCCAGGGUCUCUCCAGGAUGUGUGGAACUGGGAAGAUUUGAGAGACAUUCAUGAAGUGUUGCCAUCUACCCCACUUCAGGGUCUGGCAGGCCCAGUACCACUUGUCUUACCCUACACUGAGCCCCUGGAGUGGCAGCCACCCUCAGCUCCCGCUGUGUCUCUAAGCUCUUCUCAGUGAGAUGUAGCAGGAGCUUGCAGAAUAUGGGGGAAAUUCUGUCAUGUUGUUACCUGAGGGCCUGGGCAUCCCCACUCAGCCUGUCCCAUCCUCUGCUGAGAGGCUUGACAGAUGGCCAGUGCCCUUAGGAAUAGGCAGGAGGGCAGGGAGACUCACAGCCUGCAGGCCUCAGAGGUGCUUGGCUCCUGUUUAGCCCAGCUGGCAGACCAACAACCUGUGACCAUUGCCUCUGCUCAUUUUUGGUUCAUUUGGGAAUAGCUAGUUAUUCAUCCUGGGGAUAAGUAUAUUUCUAGUAUAUGAGUAUAUAUUUUCUUUAAAAAAUUUUUUCAAAUUAAUUUAUUUGUUUAUGCAUUUUUUUAAGGGCUGAAUGCUCUGUCUGCAUGUAUGCUUGCAGGCCAGAAGAGGGCACUAGAUCUUAUGAUCUAGUUGUGAGUCCCCAUAUGGUUGAGGGAAUUGAAUUCAGGACCUCUGGAAGAACAGCCAGUGUUUUUAACCACUGAGCUGUCUCUCCAGCCCUCUUUUUACUUUUUUGAGGUACUUGGGAUGGAACUCAGGGCCUCAUUGAUGCUAGUCAGACAUGCUGUCCCUGAUGUCCAGGAUCUCCUAGAGACAUGUGACUGAAUUUGCUGAGUGUUGAUGAAACUCCAGUUUCAGCCAAAAAUUUCAAUAUAAAGAGAUUGUUACUUUUUUUCUUUAGCAGUGUUGUGAUCAAACUCCGUUCCCAGUAUAAAAUUUUACAUAUUUUUGGAUUUUUUUCUUUUCUUUUCCUUUUUUUAAAAAUUUGUUUUAUGUGUCUGUUACAUAUGUAUCUUGAUCCCAUUCAUUUCCCUGUCCCUUUGCAUCUACCCUCUGUC